AUGGCGGUGAUGGGGCAACAGUCUCUCCGGAUAGCCCUGGAAGGGUUGCCGGCGCACGUGGUUGACCUAGAUGACUGGAAGGGAGUCAAGGCGCAGGAAGAGAGGCGACGAAUUCAGAAUCGAGUGAACCAGAGGGCUGCUAGAAAUCGCAAGAGGGCUGGCGCAAAGCAAAAUCAGCUGGACUCUUCUCAGCGCGGCCUCAAGUCAUUCAGCAACCAAAUGCCCUCCAGGGCUGUAGUCAGAACAGAAUUAGGCCCUGAUUUCUGGCAAAUGUUCUACUUCGCCAUGAAAUCAGUCCCGGCUGACCGUUCCAGACUCGUCAAAUUUACUCAAAAUAUUGUAUUCCACUCAGAGAAUAUCCAGAAGGAUGUCAGAAAUUUCGAAAACUGGAUGUGCCUGUUAAUUGGCUCACCGGGCAGAGACUGCCUGUUCACCUUGAUACAAUUCAACGUCUUCCGAUCCAUGGUGAGCAACGAGAGAGACCUGGGUCUCCCGGAAGCGUGCGCACUGGACGACGAUUCCAUUUCGCCAAUUUCCGAUGCAGGUUACGUAGCGCAGGACAUGCCGAUCUCAUUGCGGCCAACGCUGCUGCAGAGGACGAUGACACAUCAUCCGUGGAUCGACCUCUUGCCGUUCCCCAAUAUGCGGGACAACCUGCUCCUAGCCGGUGACCAAUAUGAUGAACUGGCGCUCUGUACGGCAAUACUAGGCUGCAGCACGAACUCGGACGGGAAAACCGGGAUGAUUGUCUGGGGGGAGGCCUGGAAUCCCGCGGGCUGGGAAUUCACCGAGGAAUUCAUCCGCCACUGGGCGUGGACCCUGAAAGGGUGCGACGAAUUCUUGGCGUCGACGAAUAGCUGGCGGCAGCGGAGGGGCAAAGGGGCUCUAAAGUUAUGA
Molecule: messenger RNA, 897 nt
Organism: Clonostachys solani
Lineage: Eukaryota; Fungi; Ascomycota; Sordariomycetes; Hypocreales; Bionectriaceae
Source: the annotation of a GenBank genome assembly